AUGGUGCCGUUCUUUCCGGUGGAGGCGGCCUCGCGAGGCGUCUCACAGACCCUCAUCAGCGCCGUGUUCAGUUGCUUCGCCGUCGCCCAGAUGAUUGCCAGCCCCCUCGUCGGCCGAUUGGGGCCCGUGGUCGGCGUCACCCGGCUCUACAACAUCGGCAUCGCCACGGCUGGCCUCACAACCAUCACCUUCGGCACGCUCAACUACAUCCACGGCAAGAACGCCUUCGUGGUGGCCUGCUUCCUGGUGCGACUGGUGGAAGCGGUCGGGACGGCGGCCGUGUCCGGCUGCGCCUUCACCAUCAUCGGCCUGUACGCCGUCGCCGGCUUCGGCAUGCCCUUCUACGUACUCGGCGGCACGAUGGUCGGCGCGGCCUUGCUCAACCAGUGGAUGAUGCCGCCGCUGGUCAAGUGCGAGAGGAACGCAGUCCCGUUCCUCAGCAUGCUGCGUGUGUUCGCCCGGUCGUUCAAGAACUGGCUGUGCCUCAUGAUUGUCUUCCUCUACUCAUUCGUGUUUAUAACGUUCGAAUCCUGCAUGGCCCUGUAUGCCAACAAGGUGCUGGGCGUCACACCGUCAACCCUGGGACUCUAUUUCUUGGUGGCCACGACAGUGUACGCUCUGACCAGCUUCAUGUGGGCCCGGCUGUCCGAGCACUCCCGCAACCCCUACGUGCAGAUGUCGCUCUGCCUGCUGGCGACGACAGGCAGCCUACUGCUAAUCGCUCCUUCGCCGCUGCUGAACACUGCACCGCGCUGGUGGCUCCUCGGCCUGGGGCAGACGCUGCUCGAAGGCUUCUUCGGCGGUGCCUACAUCCCAUGCUUCUCGCAGAUGCUGCAGGAGAGCGUGCGGAAGGGCCUGGCGGACGAUCUGGUGACGCAGGCGUUUGUGUCGAGUGUGUACUGGACCGGUUACUCGCUUGGCUCUGUGGUGGGUCCCGUUUCUGGCGGCCUUCUUGUGGACGCUUACGGCUUCCCCGUGAUGAUGACCUGCAUGGCUGGUCUGGCCCUGCUAGUCUGGCUGCUGACUGUGAUGCAGGCCGUCGGGACGGCAUGUUCAGAGGGCCGCAGAUGCCCCUCAGGGAAUGAAACGGAACCACUCUGCAGAGCGUGAGGUAAGCCACGUGUAUUUGGUUACGCGUGACGUACCUUAUCGGUCGUUAACGGGCACCUCAAGUAUAAGGACCCCGUGACACAUCGUUGCGAGACACGUUAGCACCGCUUUGAGUGGGUGUUGGCUUAGGCUCUUGUCGCCUCUCCGUACAGAGUGCAAACCCUAUGCACAUCGAACAGCCACGCCACUUUUGAGCUGUUGGUGACCUACUCGCGACUU
Molecule: messenger RNA, 1329 nt
Organism: Pollicipes pollicipes
Lineage: Eukaryota; Metazoa; Arthropoda; Thecostraca; Pollicipedomorpha; Pollicipedidae
Product: MFS-type transporter SLC18B1
Exons: 2
Coding region: 1-1110 (369 amino acids)
Biological process (GO): transmembrane transport
Molecular function (GO): transmembrane transporter activity
Source: RefSeq, a predicted model, not a curated record